UUGUGAUCCCGGGACCAGGCUCUCACCAAAGCCACGCCUCUUCUCCCCAAGCGUUUCUCUUGAUCCUGUACUCUCCUGUCACAUAGGAUAUUCGUUCCCUUCGAUUCUCUUAACUUCAAGGGCUCCUCGCUUGCGCUUGAUCUUGGGGCUGAUCACAUCGAUUGUUAGAGUUGCAAUCGGCUGCACACGCGAUACCGAUCGAAGCAGGUGGAAGUGAUUCUACCACUCCCAAACGACUCUCAACUGUAAUCAGAUCAGUCCAGCCUCUCCAUUAGACAGCCCCGGAGUCCCUGCUUGCGACACCCUCCAAAGUCCUCGUCCUUUAUCAGACAAUAUGUGGGGUUGGUUUGGCGGGGCAGCAGCCCAAGCCAGAAAAGAUGCUCCCAAAAAGGCCAUUCUGCAGCUGCGGUCGCAGCUAGAUAUGCUACAAAAAAGGGAGAAGCACUUAGAGAAUCAGAUGGCGGAACAAGAUGCGAUAGCAAGGAAGAACAUAACGUCAAACAAAGCUGCUGCCAAAGCUGCUCUGCGGCGCAAAAAGCUCCACGAACGCACACUUGAGCAAACAUCAGCCCAGAUUGCUCAGGUGGAACAACAGAUUUAUUCCAUCGAAGCCGCCAAUAUUAACCAAGAGACGCUCAACGCCAUGAAGAAUGCCGGACAAGCCAUGAAACAGAUCCAUGGAAACUUGACCAUCGACAAAGUGGAUCAAACCAUGGACGAGCUACGCGAGCAACACGCACUCGGCGAAGAAAUCGCCAACGCAAUCACAAAUGCGCCUAUCGGUGAACCUAUUGACGAGGCUGAUUUGGAGGAAGAGCUGGAAGGUUUGGAGCAGGAGGCUAUGGACGAGAGAAUGUUAAAGACUGGCCCGACUCCUGUCACAGGCGAAAUCAACAGACUUCCCGCUGUGUCUGCAGGUCCAAUAAGCAACAAACCCUCGACGGUCGAAGAGGACGAGGAAGAGGAAUUACGGAAACUACAAGCCGAAAUGGCUGUGUAAGCAAGGUCGAUGAAUGGAUGGCGCGGGCAACCUUGGCCUUCCACUGCCGCCUUCCUGUGACCGCAGUACUCAAUUCCGCAGGGACAACAGGAUGUUUAUGCGAGUGCCGGGAUGAAUCUCAGAUUUUGAUAUAACUUGCGUAUUGUAGAUUGGCGUUUCGAGGGCCAGGCUUGCAUUACAAUCGGUCUUGUCUUGGCGGAUGUUGAUGGUGUGCUAGAGGAAUCAUGAAUUACAACUUCAUUCACUCGAGUGCUGUCCAGCUAAGUUCUUUAUUCGUUUGCCAUGCUCUCAAUCCACUUCCUUCAUCUUCCCUGAAUGAGAUUUCUUACAGCAGUGGCAGUGAAAGUGGCCGGUUGCGUUUGUCAUCACUUCCUCUCAUCAACCGAUACUCAAAUCCACCCUCCAUUCCCUCGUCUCUUCACCAUCUACCUUGUUGCACCGGCAGCUACUUAUCAGUACCAGUACCAAA
This is a messenger RNA of Cladophialophora immunda, 1469 nucleotides long. RefSeq lists its product as uncharacterized. The coding region runs from base 335 to 1000 and encodes 221 amino acids. Gene Ontology annotation, biological process: late endosome to vacuole transport via multivesicular body sorting pathway; vesicle budding from membrane. Gene Ontology annotation, cellular component: cytoplasmic side of plasma membrane; ESCRT III complex; multivesicular body. The record is from RefSeq and is a predicted model, not a curated record. Lineage: Eukaryota; Fungi; Ascomycota; Eurotiomycetes; Chaetothyriales; Herpotrichiellaceae. The transcript has 3 exons.